Messenger RNA from Micromonas pusilla CCMP1545, 1328 nucleotides. RefSeq lists its product as uncharacterized. Bases 176 to 1225 code for a protein of 349 amino acids. NCBI's taxonomy places the organism in Eukaryota, Viridiplantae, Chlorophyta, Mamiellophyceae, Mamiellales, Mamiellaceae. The record is from RefSeq and is a predicted model, not a curated record. The transcript is spliced from 2 exons.
CGCAUCGCGCGCAGACCGAAUAUCUGGGACCCGCCGCGCGGUCUCCUCGCGAGCGCCGUCUCGCGUCGCUUCGUCCCCGCGCGUCACCGCGUCGUCGUCACGCGCGUCGUCGCGCGCGCGAGCCCCGCGAAGGUUUCGUCUCAGAAUCGGAAGAAGCGCCCCGUUUCCCGUUGAAAUGGCCGCUCGGAAGAAGGGCGCGAAGGCGAGCGCGUCGAAGAAGGUCGCGUGCGUCGCGAAAAUAACGACCGCGAAGGUCACGAAGGCGAAGAAGAAGUCGCUCAAGGCUGCGGACAAGCGUCGGAACAUCAACGCGCGGUCGAAGAAGAUCCUCCGCUUCUGCGAUCUUGGGCACAUGCGAGGCAAGUGGAUGGAGCUGUCGUACCGCAACCGCAUCGGCGAGAGCCUGGCGAGCGUGUACGGCGCCACGUUCAAGGAAGGGUCGUGGUGGUACGAAAACCCGGACGAGGACAAAUUCUUCGCCGCGCUGUUUCAACGCGCGUCUGGGGGGAAGCCGCUGUCCCAAGUCGACGUCGCGCGCGUGUUUUUAAAGGGAGACAAGAGGCAGAUCAAUAUUCACGAGCCCGCUCUCAGGAAGGUUGGCCUCUCGAAGGACGCGCUGCGAGAUUUGUUCUGCGUGACGAAGGCUGCGGGGGGAGAGGGCGUCGUGGAGAUUCCGCAGCCGGAGGGCGACUCCGUCGCGUUCGGGGAGGUGCCCGCGGUGGAAGAGGAUGAUGACGAUGAUGCCACCGUCGACGACGAUGCCACCGUCGGGGCUGCUGGGGCGAUGGAGGAGGAUCAGGACUUGAGCAAUUUUGGCUCGUGCGAGAGCGGAGGCAUGGAUGACACCGUGUUCCACGGGCCCGGGGGGGACGCGAUUUGGGGGGAGGGGAAGCUCGGGUUCGGGAACGAUGUCGUCAGCUUGUCGCAGCCGCUCGAGGACUUCACCAUCGGAAAGUUUGACGAUAUCUUCCCGCAGAACUGCUGCGUGGAUGACGUGGACGCUAAGGACCCGAACGCGCAGCUGUACCCGCUGCAGACGUGGCUGCAACAGGCGGAGAUGUUAACGGACGGGAUCAGCGGUCAACUCCGAGGGUCCCCUAUGGAAAAGAGCCUCAUCCCGCACGUUGAGAAGAUCAACGAACACUUCAGCGCGAUGAGCGCCAAGGUGACCCAGCAAAUUGAUGCGAACAACGCGUUGGCGUCGUUUCUUAAAAUCGACCCGUGAAGCGCGCGGCGGCGCGGUGUACAUUGACAACAAGUCUCACUAGGAGAUCAAACAUACGUAGCAAAAACACGACGUGUAUGGAACAAGACCUAAUAUCAUAUCU